GUGUUUGUGUGCGUGUGCGCGGAGAUGUGUGUGCGCUGCAGGCUGGAGCUGCGCUCAGCGCUCCACUCCCCGCCUCGCUGUCAGUAGCGCUUGGAACCAGACGUCUGCAGACCGCAGCGCUGUCCCUUCAGCCCCAGCCUCCUGCGCCCAGUCCUGCAAGCUCGGCCCGACUCUCCGAGUGGUUUGCAGUCUGGAAAGUGAGUUCCAAGAAUGGUGAAGCUGGGGAGUAAUUUGAGUGACAAGAACAGCAAACAACCAUCCGGUGAAGAUGGUUUUCAGACAGUUCCUUUGAUCACGCCCUUGGAAGUAAAUCACCUUCAGUUCCCAGCUCCGGAAAAGGUGAUCGUGAAAACAAGAACAGAAUAUCAGCCUGACCAGAAGAACAAAGGAAAACUCAGAGUGCCAAAAAUUGCUGAAUUCACAGUCAGUUUCACCGAUGGCGUAACAGAAAGAUUAAAGGUCACUAUUCUCAUAAGUCUGGCUCUUGCAUUCCUUGCCUGCAUAGUCUUUCUUGUGGUAUACAAAGCCUUUACUUAUGACCACAGUUGCCCAGAUGGAUUUAUUUAUAAGCAUAAGAGAUGUAUCCCAGCCUCCCUGGAUGCCUAUUACUCAGCACAGGAUUCCAACUCCCGGGGCAGAUUUUAUACAGUCAUAAGCCAUUACAGCAUGGCUAAGCAAACCAGCUCACGGUCUGUAUCGCCCUGGCUUUCUUCGGGAUCGGUAAACCAUGAAGCCAAGGCUGCCAAGACAGAAGGCCAUUAAAGCUACUCAUUGGUGAUGGGAGGGGUUGGGAGUGGGGAAACACCGUGUCUAUAAAGUGUCACUCUGCUUCAGAGAGGGUGCUGUGCUCACAGCACAACAAGAAUAAACUAAACUCAAGUGCAGGAGACAUCUUAAUUGAUAUUUUUUUUUGUGCAUUGUUCUCGUUGAUUUGUAACCGAGUCAAGCUCUUGUACAAAGGCAUGUUUGAUGUUGACUGUAACUUACGAUGUAAAAAUAUUUUUAAAAUCAUUGCUUAAAUAUUUGUUAGAAAAAUGAUUUAAAAAACAAAAAAAGCAAAUUCAGAAAACAACCAGAGAGGAUGGAAUCAAGCAAAAAGAAUCACACGGAAGCUGUCUGUUUGGUAGAAUGUUGGGGCCCCUGAGCAGUAUGUAACAGAAGAACAUUUGAAUACAGGUGACUGGGCAGCUAAACUUGCCAAAGUGGGCUCCUUCCACUGGCAAAGUGGGCUGCACAAAAUAUGGUAUCAGCAUUAGUUUGUGACUAGAGAAAUCUACACACACGUGCAUACACUAAGGUCUGAAUUAAAAACAGAUAGGUCUAGCUAUCUGGAAUACACAGUCAUGGUAUUAGAGAUCUGCAGUGAGUUUUUGAGGAUUCCGUGUUUGGGACAUAGAGCAGGACAAGGAAGCUGUUGUGUCUAAAUCACUAAUUGGUUCUUCAGCAUGAAUUUGAGAACCUGGCUCUAUUCCCAGUUUUGCAACAGAUUACCUGUUUAUAGUUGAGCAAGUCACAUGGGGCCUGAUCCUUUGCGGUGCUGAGAACUUCUUUGGGGAGCAAUGAAACAAAUAACCUCAUUGCAAAUCUAGGAUGCUUAGCACUUACAGGAGAGGGGUUAGCACCUUAAAGGUUCAAGCCUGCUCUGUGUCUCUUUUUCUCUUUGUCCUUAUUUCAUGGACUCUUACUUAUAUGGGAAGUGUGAGGGUUUGCCUGUUGGUAUGUAAAGUAUUUGGAGAGUUAAUGAUAGAGAGUGCAAUCAAAGUUCAAAGUAUUAGCUGACCUAUAAACCUGUGAAUGUAAAAACAAACCACAAGCCGAGUUCCGUCGUAAACCAAUCUAGUAUCUACCAUGUAAAUUAAUCUGAGCAAGCACAUCUGUUUUGGAAGACUUGAGCAAAAGGAAUGCUCUUUUCCAGAGCUGCCACCCAAAACAUAGCAGUGUGACAGUUAAAAUACUUGGGCUCACAUUCAGCUUGAGUUCAAAAGAAUAAGUACCAGCAGUAGGGCAAGACAAAAGUUUGGGUUUGAAGUUUAAGGUUUGCAUUUCACCAAGUUUGCUAAUCAGAUUUGUGGGUAUUGUGGGCUAGAAACGGGGAGCCAAGUCCAUUGGGCAGAGUCUUGUCCUUCAUUCUGCACACACACUGUUCCCAAGGGUUUGAAUAGGGCUAGCCUGGCAAGUGGGGGCAAGACUGAGCUGACAGGAGUCAUGACAAGCAAUUGUGUAGUAUAGCUAAAACUAUAGUGUCAAACCCCAUCGUCUGCCUUCCCCGCUCCAUAUUUCACCUGUAAAUUCAUUUCUCACUUGAAAUGUACAAACCCCACCACAGAAAAAUGAAAACUCCAACAAAUACUGAACAAUUUAUUAUUUUGUGGUGUGUGUUUUGUCAGUAGGUAGCAGAGACUGAAGUAUUUUUUGGUGUAAUUCUUGAACUUUUCUGACAAGAAAAAUAAAGCUAGAUGUGUCUGAGAGUCUCAA
Molecule: messenger RNA, 2475 nt
Organism: Pelodiscus sinensis (Chinese soft-shelled turtle)
Lineage: Eukaryota; Metazoa; Chordata; Testudines; Trionychidae
Gene: NSG2
Product: neuronal vesicle trafficking associated 2
Biological process (GO): clathrin coat assembly; endosomal transport
Cellular component (GO): membrane; endosome
Molecular function (GO): clathrin light chain binding
Source: RefSeq, a predicted model, not a curated record